Molecule: messenger RNA, 770 nt
Organism: Medicago truncatula (barrel medic)
Lineage: Eukaryota; Viridiplantae; Streptophyta; Magnoliopsida; Fabales; Fabaceae
Product: 28 kDa heat- and acid-stable phosphoprotein
Exons: 8
Coding region: 86-583 (165 amino acids)
Source: RefSeq, a predicted model, not a curated record
AGUAUCAACUUUUGUUGUUUUGAAAACGCAAACUUGAAUAGAAGGAACCUGAAUUUGAUUCGAAGAUCGUUUUAGUUCAUUGAAAAUGGGAAGAGGAAAAUUCAAGAGCAAGCCCACUGGUCGCCGCCAGUUUUCUACCCAGGAAGACAUUCUUGCUGGAACCACUAGCCGUCCUCGAACUUUUAGACAGAAAGAAGCUGAGAAUGAAGAGGAGCCCGAGGAAGUAUCCGGGGAUGAAUCUGGAGAAGAGUCUGAUCAAGAAACUAAAAAGAAAAAAGGAACUCAAGGGAUUAUUGAGAUUGAAAAUCCUAACUUGGUAAAGCCAAAGAACUUGAAAGCUAGAGAUGUUAAUGUUGAAAAGACAACCGAACUUUCAAGGCGUGAAAGAGAGGAGAUAGAGAAACAGAGAGCUCAUGAACGCUAUAUGAGGCUUCAAGAGCAAGGAAAAACAGAUCAAUCAAAGAAAGAUUUAGAACGAUUAGCUCUUAUACGUCAGCAAAGGGCAGAAGCUGCUAGAAAGCGAAAUGAAGAGAAAGCUGCCAAAGAGCAGAAGAAGGCUGAAAUGGCUGAAACACGCAAGUGAAUGUUGUGUGGCCUAAUCUUACUCCAAUUAGUAGGAUGAAAAUAUAUACUUUCACUACUUAAAUAUUUUGUCCAUUAACUUUAUAAUGGAUCUUAUUGUGUUACCAUACCAAGUUGGUAAUAUGUAAUGCAAUUAUUCCACCAUAAUGUGGCUUGAAAUCUUAUUAAAUAAACACUUUUCUUCACAU